AGUACAAAUGUCGGGAAAUGCCAGUUUGGAUCCUCUCCUGCCUUAAUAUAUUUUGUCAUCUCUCCCCCUUAAUUUAGAAAAAUAGUGUUAUGAAGAGAGGAACAACAUCAGAGAUCCAAUAUUUGUACUAAGAUCCGAAACCGGAAAAUGUAUACAACCGAAAUCCCAUUAUUCAACAUAGAAAUCCAUACUACUAAUAAACAAAUAACAGCUGACCAUUCUUUUGCCCCAUGACUUUGUCUCAUUCAACACUUUACUUUAACUUUCUCUGUUCCACUACAGAUAAAUAAACACAACACAAACAAUCUCAUUUCACAACAACCCUGUCAUGUUGAAUGAUCAAAUACCUUCAACAAGUCAUAGCAGAGAACAUAACAAUGAUUAUUAUGAUGAAGGAGACACAGAAAUAAGAGAAAUCCAUGCCUUAACCCCACCUCAUCAUCCUCAUCCAAGACAACAACUACACAGUCACCAAUCAUCUUUAGUUUCUGUAGCUAAUACAGAACUUGCUUCAAGUGAGAAUUUCACAAGUAUAAGUAGAGAAUUCAGUGCUUUGGUUUUAGCAGGUUCAAGUAUUGAUCAUAACAAUAUAAGUCCACUGAUGAGUAAUAUUACUAAUUACAACAAUGAAAGAGAAGGUAACAAUAGUAGAAGAAGCUUUAACAAUUUCUUGAGGAUUAGAGAAGAUGAAUUGAUGGAAGAGACAAACCCUUUGGCUAUUGUGGCUGAUAAUAACCCUUUAGAGAUGGUUCCAUCAACAUCAUCUUCUUCGGGAACUAUCAAUGGUCAUCAUCAGAGUGAAGUGUCUGUUCAGAGGGUGAAGAAAGAAGAGGUUGAAUCAAAGAUAGCUGCAUGGCAGAACGCUAAGGUUGCUAAGGUUAAUAACAGAUUCAAAAGGGAAGAUGCUGUGAUCAAUGGUUGGGAGAAUGAACAGGUUCAGAAAGCUAAUUCAUGGUUGAAGAAAGUUGAGGAAAGAGGCCCGAUAAUCCAGAGUUCGACGGCGAGAGGAAGUUGGAGGAGAAAAGAGCAAAAGCAUUGGAGAAAAUGCAAAAUGAUGUAGCAAAAGCUCAUAGGAAAGCACAAGAGAGAAGGGCAUCUGCAGAGUCUAAAAGGGGUACUAAAAUUGCAAGGGUUCUUGAGAUUGCCAACCUUAUGAGAGCUGUUGGAAGAGCUCCUUCCAAAAGAUCCUUCUUUUAAUAUCCUAGCUAUAAAGUACGGAUACUCUUCAGAUCAGACAUAUUUCAGAGUCGGAUGCGCAUCGAUGUCCAACACUGACAUAUGAAUUAUAUUGAAUUAUGUCAUUUUCUCAAAUUAUAAUCAGUGUCAAUGUGUCAUCGUAUCCGGUGUGUCCAUAUCUGUGUCUGUGCUUCAUAGAUAUUUUUCAAUCUCAUUUGAAUCACAUUUCUUAACAAAAUAGACCAUAUGAGAGCCCCUUUUCCUUUUAAAUUAAUUAUCUUAAGGGUUAAUGAGGGCUUGCAGUGAGUGCAGUAGCAUAAUUAAUAUUAUGAACAAAAAAGAAAUAUGUUGUAAAUAUUAUUAUCAAAUUAAACCAAUUGGAGUGUUUUUGAGUGAUGUAUUACAAUGUGUGUUUGUGUGUUAGAAUCUGGUUAUAUAUUAUACUAUUUUGGUUUUGUACAUUAA
Messenger RNA from Trifolium pratense (red clover), 1641 nucleotides. Its product is annotated as remorin 4.2-like. The transcript is spliced from 3 exons. The coding region runs from base 329 to 1060 and encodes 243 amino acids. The record is from RefSeq and is a predicted model, not a curated record. NCBI's taxonomy places the organism in Eukaryota, Viridiplantae, Streptophyta, Magnoliopsida, Fabales, Fabaceae.